CUUUGGAUAGACAGACAGACUCCUGGGGCCUGCCAACCAUCAAAAUGUCCAAAGGGCCUCUUAUUCUCUGGCUGCUGAUUGAACUUGGGCGGCUUUCUCUGAGUUCAGCUGCAGAAGAGACUGUGAGAGCGUAUUUGGGUCAGACGGUGACUUUGCCCUGUAUAUACUCAUCCUGGUCUCACAACAGGAACAGCAUGUGCUGGGGCAAGGGCGAGUGUCCCAAAUCCAAAUGCAAUAAUGAGCUUCUCUACACCAAUGGGAAGUCAGUGCUGUCCAAGAAGUCACCAAAAUAUGAACUUCUGGGCACUAUCUGGAGAGGCGAUGUCUCCUUGACCAUCUUCAACACCAAUGAAGAUGACAGUAGUGUGUACUGCUGCCGCAUAGAGGUCCCUGGCUGGUUCAAUGACGUGAAGAAGAACAUUCGCCUGCGGUUGAUGAGAGCCCCAUCAACCAGGCGCUCCACAACACGUCUCCCAACCACCACCACUGCUCUGACAACAACCACAGCUGUGCUUCCAACAAGAGCUAUGAUUACACCUGAGCUCACAACCAGAACACCACUUCAGACAAGAACCACCACUGCCCUCACAACAGUGGCAACGACAUGCCCUCCAGCCACAUCAACAUUUCUUUCUGAAGCCACCACAGUUCUUCCAACCACUGAGCUUUCCAUGGAGGGGACCAUCCUCACUGCAGAGUCAGAAACUUUCUUUCUCUCCAAAGACCCUGAGAUAAGCACUGAGGUGACUUCUGGAAGCACUGCCUUGCUGACAUCCAAGGAGUCUGAAGCCUGGUUUUUCCAGUCAACAUCCCAGGCCUCCAUGUGGGAGACGAGUGACCCAGUGACUUUUCCUCAGACAGGAGCAACGGAGACAGAAAUGCCUGUGCAAAAUGGAGUUGAAUCAGAACAGGUAAAAAUGAUCAACUCCGACCUGCUAAUGAUCAUUGCUCCCUCCCUGGGAUUCGUACUGUUGGCAUUGCUUGUGGCGCUUUCCCUCCAAGGGAAAGUCAUGAAAACCAGUUGUUUCUCGAAACACACAAGGCUAGACAGUGUUGGAGAAUGUAAAAACAACUUUGGUGACAUGCAGCAUGGAAGAGAAGACGAAGACGGUCUUUUCACGCUCUAAUGCGCCACCUUUUCUCAGGAUGGAGGAUGGGGACAUGAUGUGGGAAUCGUCAAAACAAGUCUUAGAAUGUGUUGUUUGUGUUGUUUUGUUUUUAAAGCCCUGUUCAUUCCACUGG
This is a messenger RNA of Enhydra lutris kenyoni (northern sea otter), 1242 nucleotides long. It is a transcript of the gene TIMD4, whose product is annotated as T-cell immunoglobulin and mucin domain containing 4. Bases 45 to 1127 code for a protein of 360 amino acids. The transcript has 9 exons. The record is from RefSeq and is a predicted model, not a curated record. NCBI's taxonomy places the organism in Eukaryota, Metazoa, Chordata, Mammalia, Carnivora, Mustelidae.